Drosophila yakuba is the source of this 1479-nucleotide messenger RNA. Its product is annotated as pancreatic triacylglycerol lipase. The transcript has 3 exons. Lineage: Eukaryota; Metazoa; Arthropoda; Insecta; Diptera; Drosophilidae. The record is from RefSeq and is a predicted model, not a curated record. The coding region runs from base 242 to 1411 and encodes 389 amino acids. Gene Ontology annotation, biological process: lipid metabolic process. Gene Ontology annotation, molecular function: lipase activity.
CCCCGCCAACAACGCGAACUUCAACUACUUUCGUUCUCGUUUGACACCAAUUGGUAUUGGAGCCCACCAUUGGACACCACCAUAUGCCCCUGUGUGGGUGCUUACAUAUGUAUGCCACCGGCUCAAUCAGUUGCCAAUAGAAAGAUCGCCGGCUGCGAUACGUGCUCCACUUAAAUAGCAACCGCUCUCGUUGCCCGGAACACAGUUUACACACGGCAUUAGAAGCACGAGUAUAUGGGACAUGAAGUCGACAGUGUGGCUCCCUUUGCUGACCUUCAUUUGUAGAAGUGCCAGUUCCAACCCAAUAUUGGGUCUUUUUGAUUCCACCUGCCAAGUUGUAAGUGGAGAAUGUCCCAAUAAAAACGUAUCCUUCUGGCUCUACUCAAAUUCCACCCGAGAAAACCCUAUCCUGCUGAAUCCCCUUGACCUAAAUCCGUGGGACUUCCAACCGCCACGUCCUUUGAAGAUACUCAUCCAUGGCUACACAGGCUACCGUGACUUCGCUCCCAACUCCUACAUCCGUCCCGUACUCCUCGACCACGAAGAUGUGUACGUUAUCUCCAUUGACUAUGGACCACUUGUGCGAUAUCCCUGCUACAUCCAGGCUGUUCAGAAUCUUCCCCUAGUCAGUCAAUGCCUGGCCCAGUUGAUCAAUAACCUGGUGGAUCGGGCGAUCGUCGCAAACGACCGAAUCCACUUGAUAGGCUUCAGUUUGGGUGGACAGGUGGCGGGGCAGACGGCCAACUAUGUGAAGAGAAAACUGAAGAGGAUCACUGGUCUGGAUCCUGCGAAGCCCCUCUUUAUCUUGGGACCAGAUUCAAGAAGAUUGGACCAAGGAGAUGCCGAUUUUGUGGACGUCAUACACACGGAUGUUUUCGGUCGCGGAAUUCUGCGCGCCGCUGGUCAUGUGGAUUUCUAUCCGAACUUUGGAGCCCAACAACCUGGCUGCAUGGAGGAGAACAUGCAAGAUCCUGGUAGCUGUAAUCACGAGAGGGCUCCUCGCUUUUACGCCGAGUCCAUCAAUUCCACUGUGGGUUUCUGGGGACGGCAGUGUUCCGGGUGGUUGGUGCAACUUCUUUCACUUUGUCCCACAACAGGAGCUCAAGCUCUAAUGGGCUAUCAUGUCUCGGAUGAGUUGAGGGGCUCGUACUUCCUCCAGACCGCAAGUAAAUCACCCUUUGCCCUCGGAAAAACGCCGGAUGUGGACAAUAGACAGACCCUGGCCAAGUUCCAUUUGAAUUUCGAUCACAAUGAAAUCGACAAUGACUACGAACCACAGUUGUUGGAGGCAUUUCUUGAGUUGGAGGCAGUAAAAGUGGUGGACAAAAUGGAUGAAGCCAAUUUGGAUAAGCAGUUGAACUGGAUCGACCGCCCGGAAGAGGAACCUUUGUCCAGAAAUUUUAUUAAUUAGGUAAUUUAUGCAAAAUGUAAUAUAUGAAUGCUUUAAGAAUUAUGUAAAUAAAGAAAUUGAUAAUCGGA